UGAUGCUCCACAUGUGUCUCUGGCCACAGAAACAGGCCUCAGUGGCGGCGGAGAACAGCGUCAUCUGCAGCUUCCUGCACUACAUGGAGAAGGGUGGGAAAGGAUGGCACAAGGCAUGGUUCGUGGUCCCUGAGAAUGAACCCUUGGUGCUGUACAUCUAUGGAGCCCCUCAGGAUGUGAAAGCCCAGCGCAGCCUGUCCCUCAUUGGCUUUGAGGUGGGGCCUCCCGAGGCAGGGGAGAGGCCUGACCGAAGGCACGUCUUUAAAAUCAACCAGAGCCACCUGAGCUGGUACUUCAGCCCUGAGACAGAGGAGCUACAGUGGCGCUGGAUGGCCGUGCUCGGCCGGGCUGGCCAUGGGGACACGUUCUGCCCAGGGCCCACACUGUCUGAGGACAGGGAAGCAGAGGAGGCACCAGUGGCGGCGUCAGGAGCCACUCCUGAACCCCUGGAAGCCCCCCAUCCCUGA
Oryctolagus cuniculus (rabbit) is the source of this 467-nucleotide messenger RNA. NCBI's taxonomy places the organism in Eukaryota, Metazoa, Chordata, Mammalia, Lagomorpha, Leporidae. The record is from RefSeq and is a predicted model, not a curated record.